AUGGGUGUUUUGCUAAACAGAAACGGUGACUUUCCUCUUGGGGUCAACAUUUCAUCUGGAACUCCUACACCACUUGUAGCCAACCACUCUCUGAAGCACAGUGAACUGGUGCAGUCCUAUUCAGAGGGCACCCAGGGGGAUGGCAGCUCUCCGGGUCCAGCAGUUUCCUUAGUGCUUCCCAUCAUCUAUGCCUUCAUCUGUGCCUCGGGUGUGCUGGCCAAUGGGCUGGUGAUCUCAGUGGUCCUGGGCUGCAAACGGAAGGUUGUAUCGGACAUCUACAUUCUGAACUUGGCCUUGGCUGAUCUGCUCUUCCUGCUUGGCAUGCCUCUCAUCAUCCACCAGCUUCUCCAGGAGCAAGGCUGGGUAUUUGGGGACUUCCUGUGUUGGGCUGCAACUACUAUUGAUCUCAAUAACCAGUUCAGCAGUGUGGCUAUCAUCACUCUGCUCUGCAUAGACAGAUACGUAGCUGUGGUGUACUCAUCUACCAUUGCCCAGAGGCGGAACUUGCGUUGCACAGCGAUGAUCAAUGUUGGCAUAUGGGUUGGAAGCUUGAUCCUGGCUACUCCCGCUAUGCUGUACACCCGGAUAUUUUGGGACAACAAGACGGAGAUCUGCCUUAUAGACUUGCCAGGCCCCCAUAGCGUAUACUGGUACACUCUCUAUCAAUCCUUCAUAGCAUUCCUCCUGCCUUUGCUGGUCAUUACAGUGUUGUAUUCUUUGACUCUGCAACAUCUAUUCCGUGCAAUGCGCCGUGUGCAUCGGAAGGCAUCCGCCCGCAGCCAGAAGGUGACUCGCAUGGCGCUCACAAUCAUUGCGGCCUUCUUCAUUUGCUGGACACCCUAUCAUGUGCUGCAGCUGGUUAAUCUGACAGCCGCUCCUUCAGCAACCUUCUUCUACUUGUACCAAGCUACUAUUUGUCUCAGCUAUGCCCACAGUUGCAUCAGUCCCAUUCUUGUGAUUUUCUGCACUGAGUUUUUCCAGGAGAAGAUGGCCCAGUCCAGGUGGGGACAAAGAACUGGAGGUGUCCUGGUGGGAGAGCACAGCUCACUAGAUGGUCUCCGGGUCAUGAUAGAAGGGCUAAUCUUCCCUCCAGUAAUGAGGGAUUGCAGCUAUCAUAAUAUUCCUCCCCAGAUCAUCCCUUCCUAUACUGGUACUGCAAGUGUCUCACCAGGUGGACAACAAUACGGGAACAUCUUUCUUUUUCUACUGCAGAAAUCUCAGCUACCAUGUAUAGUCCACAAGUAA
Messenger RNA from Thamnophis elegans (Western terrestrial garter snake), 1245 nucleotides. RefSeq names its product melanin-concentrating hormone receptor 1-like. The record is from RefSeq and is a predicted model, not a curated record. Gene Ontology annotation, biological process: neuropeptide signaling pathway. The transcript is spliced from 3 exons. Gene Ontology annotation, molecular function: neuropeptide binding; G protein-coupled receptor activity. Lineage: Eukaryota; Metazoa; Chordata; Lepidosauria; Squamata; Natricidae. Gene Ontology annotation, cellular component: neuron projection; membrane. Bases 1 to 1245 code for a protein of 414 amino acids.